UCCAUUAACCAAAGAACCGCGUCCUAUGGAAGCAGUAGUCUUCCGGCGACCAAGGUGGAAACGGUUUCAUCAAAUGACCAAAAACAAAAUUCUUCCAGCGAUGCAAAUAUUUUCAAGCCCGUUGAAUCACCGACGACAUUAACCAAAACACCAACUUAUGAAUAUUAUGGUUUUGCCCUUUACUUGUUAUCUUUCAUCGCGUUUGUGAUAUUUUUAUUAUGGGCAUAUCUACCAGACGAGGCGUUAAUAUCCUUAGGAAUAACUUAUUAUCCCGAUAGAUAUUGGGCACUUGCACUACCCGUUUGGUCUUUUGUCUUAGUCCUCUUCAUAUUUGUCGCGUUUAUUUCGAUAAAUUUUUUAAAUACUGCUCCGCUUGAUUCGUUUAAUACAAUAACAGAUGAUCACGCAAAUGUCGGGCAAGAUCUUUCCAAACUUUCACAAAUUACCGAUGGUUUUGUGCCAGAAUUACAUGACAUACCUAUAGGAAUAGUCAAUGCUUGUUUGUAUCAGAAGUGGAAGGACAUAUAG
Messenger RNA from Acaulospora morrowiae, 528 nucleotides. The record is from the annotation of a GenBank genome assembly. NCBI's taxonomy places the organism in Eukaryota, Fungi, Glomeromycota, Glomeromycetes, Diversisporales, Acaulosporaceae.